AUGACGCUACGGACGAACGUGAACGUUAUGCCAGUUGCACCGCUGUCUUUGACAGGCUCGCGUGACUCAUACAGCGCAACACUCGGCCACUGUCUUAAAGCUUCAGCUGGGAGUAAAACGCUCUGUGGACCUGGUGUGUCUACGAUGCCUAAUCAGCAGAAGAGGAGGAAAAGGAAAAAUGGAAUACCAGCACGGUGGCUGGACUACUGUCCUAUUGGGCAGAGGAUACCAGGAACAAGAUUCAUUGCCUUUAAAGUGCCUUUGAAACCUUCUCUGAACUGUCGCGUUCCUAAAGCUCACUCCUUUGGCCUCUGGGACCUGCUGGACUCUGUGGAAAGUCAGAACCAGGAGUUGGGUCUGAUCAUCGACCUCAGCUUCACCACCAAGUACUACAUGCUGACAGAUGUCCCGCAGUCCUGCUCUUACUUCAAGAUCUUCAUUCAGGGGCACCACAUUCCCUCUGAUGCUGCCAUUCUGAGCUUUAAGCGUGUGGUUAGGCGCUUCCUGAAGGAGAACCAGGACAAUGACAAGCUGAUCGGAGUCCACUGCACCCACGGCCUGAACCGCACCGGUUACCUGGUCUGCAGGUACCUGAUUGACGUGGACGGGCUGGCCCCCCCCGCGGCUCUCGAGCUCUUCAACUCCUGCAGAGGUCACUGCAUUGAGAGGCAGAACUACGUGGACGACCUGCAGAGAGCCCCCAAGAGAAGCAACGUCGGCAUGGACGGGUCAAAGGAGGAGGCCAUCAGGGGGCUCGCUGUCCAGAGACCCCCGCCGAGAGAGGAGGGGCAAGUCUCACAGACCACCACUGGCAAACAGGAGUAA
This is a messenger RNA of Menidia menidia (Atlantic silverside), 825 nucleotides long. Lineage: Eukaryota; Metazoa; Chordata; Actinopteri; Atheriniformes; Atherinopsidae. The record is from the annotation of a GenBank genome assembly.